GAGAGGUGGUACCUGAGCAGAGGAUUGAUCGUGUCAGACAAUGGGAAACAUUUGUUGCUCUAAAGGUGCGUGCAGGGUCCUGCCACAGCAGUCAUCACCAGUUCUGGACUUCCCAGUGGAACAUGUCAGUGAAGGAGAACAGGCUGCCAGCACUCCAGUGCUUGUCUUCGGAUCCAAUGACCUGUAUACUCCAAAUUUAGAGGAAUCCAGCCCUGUGUUCACAUAUCCUCAGAAGUGGGCCAUUCCAGUCAGGGACUGUCUGAAACCUCUGUCAGAGAAGAACAGUUUGAUAAACGAUUGCAUUUUGGAGUCACUUGAGGAUUUGCCCACAAGUGAAGAAUUUCCAGAGGGUUCUGAUACAGGUGUCUUCAGUGGUGGAUCAGAGGGAGAUGUGUCUUCAUCUGACACUGAGGUAGCACAUACUUCUACCUCAAAGAAGCCACUGAAGAAGCGGUUUAUAAAGGUGAAUCUACGAAACCAGGCGAGAGAUGGAAGACUGAAGGGAACUGAGGUGGUGCGGAUAUCUAAAUUAUCGAAAGAUGUUACCUUCCUGGAUUCAGAUGAGGACAGCAGUGGAUGCAGUAGUGACAGUUUAUCCCAUGUUUCACUACCUGGAAUGGAAGCUCCAAUCACCUCCACCACAUUCACUGAAGAGUUGCGACGGUUGAAUCCAAGUUUCGAGACUGGUAAAGGUGAACCUCAGUUGACUACCAUGGCUCCAUUCUUCUCCACCCGAAAUGAUGUACAGUUCAGAAGGCUGAAUCCCAGUCUUGAGAGUGGUGUAGGUGGACCUCAGCAGAUUGACAUGGCUCCAUUCAUCUCCACCCGAAAUGAUGAACAAGUCAGAAGGAUGAAUAUACAUUUGGAGACUGGUGAGGGUGGACCUCAACGGACUGAGGUGGCAUCAUCAUCAUCCUCCAGUGAUGGUAAGUGUCCUGCAGCCACUACCUUUCAUGGUAAACUUAGUGUCAUUAAUCUAGAGACUCAUUCUGACUGAGAUCUUUGAAUCAUGUUAGAGAUCUGAGGAAAACAACCAUCCAUCAUUUCUGUUUGCAAAAAAAAAAGCCUAUGUAACUUUAAGAAAGUGGUUUCACUACUAGUGUUGUCACUACUAGUGUGCUGACCUGCUUGACUUUGAGGGUCCAUGUGUGGUGGUGAGAAUAACUGUUUUUUUAUGUUUUUAAUUUUUAAAAUAAUUAUUCCCUUUUGUUGACCUUGUUGUUUUAUUAUUGUAGUUAUUAUUGUUGUUGAUUAUGUCAUCAUUGUUGGAUAGGACAGAGAGAAAUGGAGAGAGAUGGGGAAGGCAGAGAAGGAGAGAGAAAGAUAGAUACCUAAAGACCUGCUUCAUAGCUUGUGAAGCGAUUCCCCUGAAAGUGGGGAGCUGGGGGUUGAACUGUGAUCCUUAAGCAGGUCCUUGCACUUGGCACCACCUGCGCUUAUCCCACUGCACUACUGCCCAACUCCAGUGGGAAUAAUUGUAUGUAUGUGUGCCCCAAUGACUACUAGAGCCUAUUACUACAAUUCCAAUGUUACCUUCCUUAAUAAGUUAUUCCAUCAUUAUUGUGGGGGUACAUAUAUGUGUGGACAUUGAGUGAAGUGUAGAAUUAAAUAUCUCAUUCAAAGGAAUGAUUCAUGAGACACAAAGGAGGUAUCAAGGACAGCAAGUCCAUGGUGGCAUGGGUCCUAAUGAGUAAAGGUCAUGGUGGCAGAAAUGUCCUCAUGCCCUGGGCCCAGCACUGAGGCUCUUAGGAUGGACACUAUGACCUCUCUGAGUAAAGAUGAGGCAGGAGCUGUUUUCUUCCAUGGCUCCUGAGAUCACUGCAGGGACAUCUUCCUCAAAGAUGGAUACAGGAGUUUCCUUUACACUCAUCAUCAUCUCCAUUAACUCUAUGAUUAACCAAGUCUUUCCUCAAAGAUGCAGAGGUGAGGGGCUGGAAUUAUAGUCAUGUCUCCCUUCCUCCAUAUAGCCCUCCAGGACAUGGACAUCAGAAAUGAAGAAGGGUGGUAGACAGGAAAAUAGGCUCCCAAAUAUAUUUUCCUUUGUGUCAUUCCAGUGCUACUUUCUUUUGGCACCUCCUCCUAGAAGUGCCCUGAGAAUGAGUCCUUGUCUACACCUGUUGAGCCAUGUUUUCUGUCCCAGAAAUAAAGUUACAUAAAUGAAAUGUCUUAUCCACAUGGUUAGGGCACUUGUAGAAUAUUCUUGUGGCAGAUGAGUUGAGUGUGGCAUGGAGAGUGAGUCGAACAAACUGUGUGG
Messenger RNA from Erinaceus europaeus (western European hedgehog), 2254 nucleotides. RefSeq lists its product as uncharacterized. The transcript is spliced from 18 exons. NCBI's taxonomy places the organism in Eukaryota, Metazoa, Chordata, Mammalia, Eulipotyphla, Erinaceidae. The record is from RefSeq and is a predicted model, not a curated record. The coding region runs from base 41 to 997 and encodes 318 amino acids.